Molecule: messenger RNA, 4902 nt
Organism: Hemicordylus capensis (graceful crag lizard)
Lineage: Eukaryota; Metazoa; Chordata; Lepidosauria; Squamata; Cordylidae
Product: olfactory receptor 2A5-like
Exons: 2
Coding region: 1232-2143 (303 amino acids)
Biological process (GO): G protein-coupled receptor signaling pathway
Cellular component (GO): membrane
Molecular function (GO): G protein-coupled receptor activity; olfactory receptor activity
Source: RefSeq, a predicted model, not a curated record
CACAGGUCACAAUCACACUUGGUUGCCUCCUGGUGCAGCACAGGCCAGUGGCAUGACACAGAGACCACACCACCCAGGGCAAACUAAAGAGGAUUGGGAGUGGGGCAGAGGAUGUGGAGGCCUUGGACUUCAGCCCGAAGUCUAGGGAUAAGAGCCCCUCUGCGUUUGUGUGUGCAUGCGUCUGUGAUUCUGAGACUGCACAGGGUCACUCACUCUUUCUCCUUGCCCCACUUCCUCACCAAAAAUCCUCCUCCUAUCAAAAUCACUUUGAUCGACUUUGAAGUGAUUAGUUCCUCCAAUUGUUGCUUUGGGAGCAGAUCACUGCUUCAGGGGGGCAAUUUUCAGUGGGGAAAUGGCAUAAAGGAAAACCAUUAACCUCCCCCUUUACACACACCCCACUCUCAAUCACAGUCACUUUCCCCGUGCAGCUGCCCCCCCUCCCACCAAAGAGGUGUUUCUGGUUGGAAGCAUGCCUCUAUAAUACAGAUUUACAUGCAUGGCCCUUAGUGACCUGUUUGGUAGAAUACUGGGCUGUCUGUUUUUCCUUAUAUCUCCACAGUAAAAAGGGCUGGAGACUUACUUUUUAAAAUGAAAGCUACAGAUUCAGAGAAGAGCAUGAGAUAGGCCUCAGGUGUCUAGAACAGUACUUAGCUUGGGAUAAACAAGCAUCAAGAAGGAAUCACCUUAGUCUAGAGUUCUUCCCUAUGCUUGCCUACCUCAUGAAGCAGAUUCUGGCUUUUCCUCCCUCUUGCAGUACUUGAACCCAAUGAAACCAGGGAGACAAAAGGAACUUCUUACACAGCUCAUAACGAAUGUAUGGCAUUAACUGCCUCAAGAUGUGCUGUGCUGAUGAUCAUUGCUUAAAUGGCUUUGACAUGAGGUUGGAUACAUUCAUAAAGGAGAGGACAGAACCACAGCCAGGGGGAAGGUUCUGGACACCAGGGGCCUAUCUCAUGCCCUUCUCUCAAUUUUUCGCUUUCAUUUUAAAAGGCUUCCAGCCCUUUUACUUUUAUAUAGUCUUGACAACUCGUCCAUUUAUUUCAAACAUCAGUAAUCUGGGUACAUAAGUAAGAAUAAAGCUGAUGCUAACAAGUUUUUUUUUUUUUGCUCUGUAAAUAACUGAAAACUAAUGUAGGUGUUACACCUGUUUUUGUCCGAAGAUUAAUUCCAGGAUCGUCUCAGGACUGGUAGCUCUUUAGAAUCCAGAGUGAAAUGAGGCUGGAAAGACACUAUGAAGAACCAAACUUCUGUGACUGAAUUCUUCCUGCUUGGUUUCUCUAGGAGCCUCAAGAUCCGUCUCGUACUCUCUGGAUUAUUUUCUGUGGCUUACACCAUCACUCUUGUAGGCAACACAACCAUACUGAUGCUCAUCUGGCUAGACUCCCGACUCCACACCCCCAUGUAUUACUUCCUCAGCCACCUCGCCUGUGUAGACAUUUGCUACACUUCCAGCACAGUCCCCCAGAUGCUGGCCAACCUCCAGAGUCCAAGGCAAACCAUCUCUUUGGUUAGUUGUGCCAUUCAGAUGCAUGUUUUUCUGACCUUGGCUACUACGGAAUGCAUUCUCCUUGCAAUCAUGGCAUAUGACAGGUAUGUAGCAAUAUGCCACCCACUGCACUACACAUUUCUCAUGAACAAUAGAGUAUGUAUGAAAUUAGCCAUGGCAUCCUGGACUUGUGGCCUUUUGUUGCCCGUGGCACAUUCUGCCCUCACCUGGCAGCUGCCAUUCUGUGGGCCCAAUCAAAUCGACCACUUUUUCUGUGAAAUGCCAGCACUGCUGAAACUGGCUUGUGCCAACACAGAAAUUGUUGAGAAGGUGACUUCAGUGGGAUGCUUUUUUACUUUGCUAACUCCCAUCUGCUUUAUUACGAUGACUUACAUCCACAUCCUGAAUGCCAUCUUGAAAAUCCAAUCUGCAGAAGGUCGUUGCAAAGCUUUCUCUACAUGCGCCUCCCAUAUGACUGUUGUGGUUAUUUUCUAUGGCAGCGCCAUGUUUAUGUACAUGAGACCUAAGUCUAGUCACUCACCAGCUAUGGACAAAAUAGUCGCUCUCUUCUAUAGCAUUGUCACCCCGAUGUUCAAUCCCAUAAUAUACAGUCUCAGGAACAAGGAAGUGAAAGCUGCCUUAGUAAAAAUGUUGUGACUAUGCAGACUUCAUUGACUGGGAAGUUGGUUGCAACAUGGGCUGUUUUAUGCUGCUCAUGAGACCAAAUGCCACCCUAUCAGAGAAUAGUCUGAUUGUAAUGUGACCUGCUAAUACAAUUUACCGUCACUGAAAAUUGUUAUUAUGGUUGUCAUCCAGUUAAGGAAUCGUAUGAACUCAUUAAUUGAUUAAUUGAUUGAUUGAUUGAUUGCUCUGUUAAAUCUCCACACAUUUGUAUCAAUGCUUUACUGCAUUCUGCGGAGAUGUCUAAAUGGUGGGAUCGAAUUUUAAAAUUAUCCCCCGUCUCCUUUGCUCCUAUGAAAAUAUUGCAAAUUGUAAUUUCUUGGCUAUGUCAAAUUCUAAUAUGGAGUCUAUGCACCCAAUCAGACUUCCAUCCAAGCGAUGGUAUGACAAAGAAUGUUGGGCAGCAAAAAAGGAACUGGUGAGAGCUUUUAAAAGCUUUACUAUUGACCCUGGUAGCUUUCCUAGAGUGGAGGUUGCAAAAAAUAAAGCUCAGUAUAAACAACUAAUUAAGAGGAAGAAGGAGGAAUCAAUCAAAGAGGGCUGGAAACUCUUGAUAGAGGCAGCUAAGGAGAGAAAUCAGAUCAGGUUUUGGAAAUUGGUGACCCCUGCAUUAAAUAAGUCAACACCUUGUCUUCCAGCAUGUAUUUCUGUUGAAAUCUGGGAAGCUCACUUUCGCACGCUGUAUAAAAACCAGCUAUCAAAGCCAGUGGUAGCACUGACUUUGAACAGCAACUCCAGACUCUCGAUACUCCAGCAUGGCCCCCUGUAACACAUGCAGAGGUGGAGAGGCUGAUUAAUUCAUUCCCCUCUGAGAAAGCCCCUGAAAUUGAUAGUAUUACUAUAGAGACUCUUAAAGCAAAUAUGAGCUGGUGGGUCCCGCUCCUUUCCUCUCUCUUCACGGCUAUAGAUGUAACAGUGUCAAUACCAAAUGAGUGGAAAGUAGCUAUAGUGGUUCCAAUCUAUAAAAAAGGACUUAGGAGCGAUCCAAAAAAAUAUCGCCCAAUCAACUUGCUAAGCAUAAUUAGCAAAAUAUAUGCUAAACAUCUGUACUUAAAGCUAAUAGACUGGCCUGAGGAAGGGGAUAUCCUGGCUCUAGAGCGGGUGGGCUUUAGAGAGGGAAGAUCCGCUUUGGAUCAUGCCCUGGUUCUUCAAUUCCUAUCAGCUAAAUAUUCAACGAAGCCACAUAGAGGACUGUUCGCAGCCUUUGUUGAUUUAAAAUCAGCGUUCGACCUUAUCUCCUGUGAAAGACUCUGGAAAAGACUUUGGGAUAUGGGUAUCAAGAAAAGACUGCUUUUGUUAAUUUUUACUUUAUAUUCUGGUUCCACUCUAAAGGUACGUUACAACUUCCAAGGGGCUCUGACCGCUGCAAUCCCUUCAGAUAGAGGGGUCCGUCAAGGAUGUAUACUGGCCCCUAUGCUAUUUAACCUUUAUAUUAAUUCUAUAGUUUCUUUUAUUUCCUCUCCUUCCACGCAUCCUCCCAAGAUCGCAAAUAGGCAUGUCUCCAUUUUACUAUAGGCGGAUGAUAUGGUGAUUCUUUCGCUAACACCAAUUGGCCUAAAGCAUGCUCUCCUUUUGUUAGAUAAAUACUGUUCAGGAAAACUUGGAGAUCAAUUACCAAAAGACAAAAGUUAUGGUUUUUGCAAACUGGCCCAGAGGGCCAGAGGGUCAUUAAGCUCACAUAGGAUAGAGCAGGUUAAGUCCUUCAGGUAUUUAGGGGUAUUAUUUCAUUCUUCCUGUUCACUCAAACCACAGCUUGACUCGGCAGUUUUAAAGACUAAACCAGUAGUUAAAUCAAUACUCUCUUAUUAUUAUGCUAAGGUUGCAUCCUAUGUUCCGGCUGUGGUCAAACUAUUCUUGGCAAAGGUUUUGCCUCAACUUUUUUAUGGAGCUCAGUUGGACAUAGUUAAAAACCUUGAUCCAUUGGAGGCACUGCAGUCUAAAUUUUUAAGAGCUGUCUGUUCUGAACUGGCUGUUCGUAGAUGUGCCUACACGGUGGCUCUGAGAAGAGAGGUCAUAAUGUUUAGGCUCCAGACAUGCCUAUGGAGAGUUAUUAUCCUUUACUGGUUAAAAAUUUAUUUUUUGCAGGAGGGUUUGGUUGCUUUCAUAAAACAGGACUCUUUUCAAUUCAGAUGGCAUACUGAGGCCAUUGAUAAGCUGGCCCGCUGUGGAUACUCAUUAGAGGUUAUACAGGAGCUCGAUUACAACAGAGCUCAUACCCAAAUUAUUCAAUGCCUAAUGGAUACUGAGCUGCAGUAUGAAAUCUCCCAGAUACCCAAAAGACUGUUCUUGGGAGAUCAACUGAGUGGAUUUAAUUUGGCCUUCUAUCUUUGGGUAGUUAUGAUUCCUGAAUAUAGACGAGCCAUGACGCUGGCCAGGUUGGAUGUCCGUCCGUCUGCAGUCCUGUUUGGCAGAUAUGCAGGAAUUCCUUUGGCAAAUCGUGUUUGUCCUUGUGACAUGGGCUGUGUUGAAACAAUAGCACAUGCCUUUUUACAUUGUAGUUUUUAUGAUGAAGCCAGAGGAAAGUUACUUUCUCCUCUCUUGAUAAAUCUUAAUGGAAGAGAAGAUGAUGUCAUAUUGAGAUUUUUAUUUUCUUUAUGCAAUGAAGUUAAAAUUAGAACUGUGGCAAAAUAUUGUUAUAUUCUCUGUAAAACACGUUCUAAUGUUUAGUUCAUGUUAGAGAUGUUUGUAUUUGUAAAACUGCUGGCCAAAUGACCGAAUAAAUAUUAUGUAUUAUG